This is a messenger RNA of Manis pentadactyla (Chinese pangolin), 630 nucleotides long. It is a transcript of the gene C14H12orf57, whose product is annotated as chromosome 14 C12orf57 homolog. NCBI's taxonomy places the organism in Eukaryota, Metazoa, Chordata, Mammalia, Pholidota, Manidae. Gene Ontology annotation, biological process: post-embryonic development. The transcript has 3 exons. Bases 168 to 548 code for a protein of 126 amino acids. The record is from RefSeq and is a predicted model, not a curated record.
GUAGUUUCUGUUCUGUGUAAUCAGAAUGCGGCGUUGGCUACGGCGAGAAGCUUCCGGCUCCGGCUGAGGCUGCUUCCCUUCCCCUCCCAGGAGUUCGGAGUGUCGCAAGAGACGGCCCGUUCCUCCUGAGCAUUUCCUGGGUUCUGCACGUGCAGCUUUGUUGUCCUAUGGCGUCCGCCUCCGCCCAACCUGCGGCCCUAAGCGCCGAGCAGGCCAAGGUGGUCCUGGCCGAGGUGAUCCAGGCGUUCUCCGCCCCCGAGAACGCGGUGCGCAUGGACGAGGCGCGGGACAACGCAUGCAACGACAUGGGCAAGAUGCUGCAAUUCGUGCUUCCCGUGGCCACGCAGAUUCAGCAGGAGGUUAUCAAAGCCUAUGGCUUCAGCUGCGACGGGGAAGGUGUCCUUAAGUUUGCCCGAUUGGUCAAGUCUUAUGAAGCCCAGGAUCCCGAGAUUGCUAGCCUGUCGGGCAAGCUGAAAGCGCUGUUCCUGCCGCCCACGACGCUGCCACCCCACGGACCUGCUUCAGGUGGCAGUGUGGCCGCCUCCUGAGGGUUGGCUCUGCCACUGUGACACUGCCCAGGGAGGGAGGCCUUCAGUGUUCUAGAGGAUAAUAAAUGAGCCUGUGACACAG